Messenger RNA from Hemibagrus wyckioides, 936 nucleotides. It is a transcript of the gene mrps6, whose product is annotated as mitochondrial ribosomal protein S6. Gene Ontology annotation, molecular function: structural constituent of ribosome; small ribosomal subunit rRNA binding. Gene Ontology annotation, cellular component: ribosome; mitochondrial small ribosomal subunit. Bases 160 to 519 code for a protein of 119 amino acids. Gene Ontology annotation, biological process: translation. The record is from RefSeq and is a predicted model, not a curated record. The transcript has 2 exons. NCBI's taxonomy places the organism in Eukaryota, Metazoa, Chordata, Actinopteri, Siluriformes, Bagridae.
GCUAAUGAACCAAGCCCAAGCGCUGGCUUUCGCCAUCAACACGAACCAUCAUGGCGGCGUCCUAUAUCUCGUACUAAAGUCACGUUUCUUUCCUUCCCGAACAGAUUUUCAGCCUUGAAUGUGAACUGUAUACGUCCGGCAGGUUGGACUCUGUUAACAAUGCCCCGUUACGAGCUGUCUCUCGUGCUGAAGGCCAUGCAGAGGCCGGAGACCGCGGCGGUGCUGAGGCGCACGGUGGAGACCUUGAUGCAGCGCGGCGCCGUGGUCAGAAACCUGGAGAACCUCGGCGAGAGAAGGCUACCGUACAAGAUCAGCAAACACAACCAGCCGCACACACGCGGAGGAUACUUCCUCAUCGACUUUCACGCCUCUCCGUCCAUUCUGACUGCUUUACUCAAUCACCUGGAGAGAGAUGUGGACGUGGUGCGGCAGACCGUCUUAAAGAAAGACCCAGAGCCUCCUAAAGCCCCGUGCUGCGGUGUAUCACCUUCUCAGACAAACAAGACGACUUCUACGUAAACGUCUUUAUGAAAGAGGAUGCACUGCUGGUUUUUUCCUGAAUUUCAACCGUGUUCAUGUGAGAGUUUAUUAUGAAAAAAAUGAAUAAAUGAAUCUUUGUUAAUCUGUCAACACUUUUUUUUUUUUUUUUUUUUAACCCCUGACACAGGAUUCGACAAUUCUACAAAAUAAAACCUUGAAUAUUGAAGAAAUAAAACAAAAGCCGUUAAGCCCAAGUAUAGUUGAACUGUAAUAAAGAAUUGAGAGUUUGAGUUGAGAUUAGGGUUGAAUGUUUACUUACUCAGUAAUGCCAUCAACUCUAAUCAUAGAUCUGAUUAAAUCACGUGUGUGAUGGAAAAGAUAACUCUUUAAUGUGUUAAAAUGCAAGUUAAAUGUUUAGAUUCUUAUAAACUCUGAAAAUAAAUCUUUUCAAGGGAA